UGACCGUUGUGUUAAACCUAUGAUAUAACACUUUCUGCAAGUUUGGUUUUGUAUAUUGUUAUACGUACUGUGUUUACUAUUUCCUGCUAAUGUAAGAAAAUGUGUUAAUUGAUGUAUUAAUAUUGGAGACGAUGGGUAGAAAGUGCAUUGUCCCAGGCUGCAUAUCGACAGGGCAAGCAAAAUCUCAUCGCUUCCCUCGGAACGAAACGGUGGGUCAGAAAUGGCUAACUGCAAUUCAAAGUCCUUUAUACAAUGAACUUAUUUAUGAGGACUUUCGAAAAAAGAAACUCGUCAUAUGUUGUCGGCAUUUCAAAGAUAAUGACUAUUGUGAACCAAACAGUGAAAAGAAAAUGUUAAAGUAUGAUUCUGUUCCAACAUUGUUUUUGCCAAAGUCUCAUAAUAUGGCAAGCGAUGAGAUACAAAUGUGUGAAGUAGAAAUUGAAGCGGAAGACGCUGAAAUUCUGGAGGCAGUAUCAGAAGUGACAGCAGAAAUUGAAAUAGCCAUAAACGAAUUUCAGGAGCCUGUGGUAGAUUUAGAGGAAGUGGAGGAGGAAAAUCUGAAAAUUUCGAAAGCAGAAUCUUUUUGCAUCUCUCCCAAUGUAUCGUAUGUAGUUGAAAGACUGUGCACAAGUAACAUAAUAAAGAGCUCUUUAACAACACCCAGCAGAGGGAGAGGUGUCAUAAAUGCAGAAGAUCUAAAUAGGACAGAGGACGGCAUCAUGAGAGUUGAAUCGGACGUGAUUCUGGAGAAGGAAAAGGCAGACAUUGCAGAUGUUCAUUCAUCUCACCCUCGAGAAAUUCAGGAAAUAAUUAGAGCAACGCCCUCGACGUCUUUUUCACGGAAUGGCAAGUCAGGGAGCGGACUAAAAAUGAAGCGAAAAAGUCUUCUCGGCGGAGCAUCUACAGUAGAUUUGACUCCAGUGGCGAAAGUUAUUCACGAACAUUCUUCGAAUGCCAGGAGGAUGCAUUAUCAAACUAGAUUGAGAUUUACAAGGUAUGAUACGAGAAAUAAAAAUUCUCAAGGGGAUGUCUUUGAGAUACAUCACACCUUCACUUCAUCGUGUCCAAAUCACGAUAACGAUCAUUUAUCGUGCUCACGUGUUAAAGUGAUAAAACAGGAUUGAAAUGAUUUAUUAUCAAUUAUUAAUUGUGCAAGUCGUAUAUAUUUUCCGUUUCUGGAAUCUUCAAACUUGUAAAUAUCCCAGGUAUUAGAAAAUGUAUUUUAUUUUCAUAUUUUCCUAUUAUAUAAUUUUCUAAUUUUUACAUAGUCAAGAUUUUCGAGAAUGUGUAAAACUUACACACUUUUUAAAUUAAUCAAUUAUAAAUUGUGUAAGUGGUGUACAUUUUCCUUUUGCUGAAUUUCAUAAUUUUCACAUGAAGAUAUUCGAGAAUGUGUUUUAUUUUCACUAGGGUAGGACGAAAAAAACUCAAAAUGAAUAGAUUCAUUAGUAAUAUCCCUACAAGUUGUGCAUGUGGCGUCACGAACAAAUUCUAAAAAA
Belonocnema kinseyi is the source of this 1499-nucleotide messenger RNA. RefSeq lists its product as uncharacterized. Bases 132 to 1124 code for a protein of 330 amino acids. The transcript has 2 exons. Lineage: Eukaryota; Metazoa; Arthropoda; Insecta; Hymenoptera; Cynipidae. The record is from RefSeq and is a predicted model, not a curated record.